Messenger RNA from Lachancea nothofagi CBS 11611, 762 nucleotides. The record is from the annotation of a GenBank genome assembly. Lineage: Eukaryota; Fungi; Ascomycota; Saccharomycetes; Saccharomycetales; Saccharomycetaceae.
AUGUCUGAACCAUCCAUCAAGCUAAGGACCGCCAAGGAUACCCUUGUGUCGUCGCUGUUUGAACUGUCGAAAUCAGCCAACCAAAGUGCGUCGUGUAUCAUUGACUUCUACAAUGCGAUUGGCGACGAUGAGGAAGAGAAGCUAGAAGCCUUUACGACCUUGACCGAAGCAUUGCAAAAGCUCACGUCCGCUACGAAUCAGAUUCACGUUGUAAGCUCUGAAUUGACCAACCCAUUGGAAGACGACAAAGAUGUCAUUCCUGCGAUCGUGUCGCCAGUCAAAGCUACGCCUGCUAGAAAAAAGCAGGAGCGUGACCCUAAUGCUCCCAAGAAACCUCUAACUGUUUUCUUUGCUUACUCUGCGUACGUGCGCCAAGCUUUGCGCGAAGACAGACAAAAGGCUGGAUUACCACCACUGUCCUCCACUGAGAUCACUCAGGAGAUUUCCAAGAAGUGGAAGGAGUUGAGCGAUAUUGAGAAAUUUAAGUGGAAGCAGGCUUAUACUGCAGAGCUCGAAAACUACCAGCAGGAAAAGCUCAAAUACCUGGAGGCCAAGAAGAACGGUACCGCUCCAAUUUUGGGUAUGCCAAGCUCUGCUCCAAUUCCCCUCCCAGACUACUUACAAGUUGGUCUAGAGGAAGAAUUUGAGCCACCUAAGGAAAAAAGACCACAUGAAGAUGAUGGUAACACUGGCAGCUCUGAAAAGAAGAAGAAGAAGAAGAAGAAGGACAAGAAGAAGGACAAGCACAGCAGUUCCACUUAA